This is a messenger RNA of Prorocentrum cordatum, 1782 nucleotides long. Lineage: Eukaryota; Dinophyceae; Prorocentrales; Prorocentraceae. The record is from the annotation of a GenBank genome assembly.
AUGGAUUCGACACGGAUCGGGCUGCGACGGGACAGACAAAGGUCUUUUCGAGGAUGCAACGUAACAUUCGCCCUGGACCCGUGCCACCGCCCAGAGGUCGAGUUGCUGCCUGGGCAGAAGCUGCGAGCCAAGCUCGCCACCACCACCAGCGAGUACCAGACCAUGUGCUUCCGACACCCAGACUCCGCCUACGGCCCCGGCGCCCGCGGGGUGCAGGCCCUCAAGGAGCAGGCCGCGGCCACCAGGAUCCAGGCAGUGCACCGGGGCAAGAAGUCGCGGGAGCAGGUCCAGCAACUCCGCGAUCUCAAGGAGGCACAGGAGCAGGAGCAGGCCGCGGCGAAGAUCCAGAGCAGGAUGCGAGGUCGGAAAUCGCGCAGGGAAGUCGCGGCGAUGAAGGCGUCCAAGGAGCAGGAGGAAAGCGCGGCCGCCACGAAGCUCCAGGCCGCGCAGCGCGGCAGCCCAAACUUCCCUCGAGCAGCGGGUUCCGCCGUGGUCUUUGCCGCGAUGAAGCGGCCCGCUGGCGCGAUGAAGCGGCCCGCUGGGGCCACCAUCCCAACCAAGAAAACGAUGUUGAAACGCUCAGACAAAGCACUCCGCCCUUUCCCAGUGCCUAAGCGCGGCAAGGGCAUCAUGGGCCGUGACCAGAGUGCCAUGAAGCAGAAGAAGAAGAACAGCAUGAAGGCCUCCGUGAUAUAUACCCGCAGCGGCACGCUGCCCACGCAGACCCGAAAAGAACGUGAGCAAUGGCGCCGCUCCCUCGCCAGCUUCGAGUGGAAGUCUGAGGAGGACAUGGUGUCGAUGCUGAUCGAGGACAACAUCUUGAUCGAUUGGUCGGGCCGCAUCUGUCCGCACUGCGGGCAGGGCAAGCUCGGCAAUCGGCGUGUCCAGGCGGACGGGGCGGUGAAGUGUCGAUGCAACAGCGGUCGGCGGCGCGGGAAGCAGGCGGGCGCGUGCUACGGGCACCCCGUGUUCAGCGACGGCAAUGGACAAAGCAAGAUGUCGCUGAUGAACAAGGUCAAGAUGUUGUUCUGCCUGUUGAUCGGGAUGACCACCGCGCAGACCCACCUCCUGCUCAACGUCAAUCACAAGGCUAUCGAACGCACGUCCAGGUACCUGGAUGCAGCCCGCCAGCGGUUCGUCGAGAAGAAGAAGAAGGAGAUCGUGUUCGGGGGCGACAAGGAGUGGGUGGACGUGGAAGCGGACGAGACGGUUUUCCGCGCGGCGCUAUCAACUGACAAGAAAACGAAGGAAUGGGAGCAGUGGGCUGGCUGCGUUGAGCGCGGGCGCCCACAGAGCUUGGUACUGCGGCGCACCAACAACGACGCGACCGUCCCGAAGGCGCCAGGCCCUGGGGCAACCACCAAGUCAGACUGGAAGCCGUUCUUGCUCAGCCGCCUGCAGCACCAGAAGGUCAUCCCCCACUCCGACGGCGCCAGGAGCUACAAGAUUCGGGCGGAUGGGGUCCUACAUGACUGGGUCGUGCGCGCGCGAAAGCGCAAGAAAAUCUACGGCAAGUGGGCGUGGCUCAAGCCCGCGUUCACCAAAAUGGUGCGUCGCAAACUGCCUGAGGGCGCCCCCAUCCUUGUGAAGGGCGGCACGCAGAUCGUGGACAGGGCCCGGCAGUUCCUGAAGGAGCACACCGGCAGCCGCACUUUGAAGCCCAAGAGCAGGGCACUGGCCGGCAGGAUUCGCUCGGGACAGUGGGAGUACUGGAACAGGGGCAACGACCUCUGGGUGGCCACGGGUGACAUGAUCUACGAGGAGAUGAGCGGCGUGUACUGA